AUGUUUCAACAGCCCUCGGCGACAAUGCCGACCCACAUAAAAGAGGGAUAUUAUGCGGUGGAGUUGAACAGAACUGUCUGGAUCAUCCCUGAUUACUAUCAGAAACUGACUCCAGUUGGUAAUGGUGCUCAUGGCGCUGUUUGGUAAGGUUCAAUUCUAUAAUUUGGGUGCACUAAUUUCUCGAAUUGCUUCGAAUUUUAUAAAAAAAAUUUGGUCUGAAAUUAAUUAUUUUUGACGGAACUGCUUAUGCUUUGUAGUUUUUUUUGUGAAACAAUAUUCUUCCAAUUUUAGUGCUGCGGAAUGUCUCUUAACCGGUGAAAAAGUGGCCAUAAAGAAGUUCACCAGGCCCUUCCAAAGCCCCAUUCAUGCAAAAAGAGCGCAUCGAGAGCUAAGAUUACUUCGAUUAAUGAACCAUGAGAACAUAAUCGACAUGUACGAUGUAUUUACACCCGAUCCAGAGCCCAGCCAACUCAACGACGUGUACUUUGUAUCGGUUUUAAUGGCCGCUGAUCUCUCAAAUAUCCUCAAAAUCCAGCGAUUAAGUGAUGAUCACAUUCAAUUCUUAGUUUAUCAGAUCCUCAGAGGUCUUAAAGUAAGUUUUCAGACGAGAAGCUAGUUUAGUUUUCGUUUUUUCCACUUAAAAAAUUAGUUAUCUGUUCUUGAUGACUAGCGCAAUAUAAGGUUUUAUGUUUAGUACAUUCACUCUGCUGGUGUUAUCCAUCGUGAUCUGAAGCCCUCAAACAUUGCUGUAAACGAAGAUUGCGAGCUAAAGAUCCUCGACUUUGGUCUUGCUCGGCAUACCGAACAAGAAAUGACAGGUUAUGUGGCCACGAGAUGGUACCGUGCUCCAGAAAUCAUGCUGAAUUGGAUGCAUUACACUCAAACUGUAGACAUUUGGUCGGUCGGCUGCAUUAUGGCUGAACUCAUAACUGGCAAAACUUUAUUCCCUGGGGCUGAUCGUAAGUUCUUCGUUGGUUGACAAGCUCAAGUCUUUAGACAUCGACCAGUUGACUCGUAUUAUGAGUGUUUGUGGAACUCCCAGUGAGUAUUUCCUCUCCAGAAUCUCAUCAGAAGAAGCUCGGAACUACAUUCGAAAUGUGCCUCAGAUGCAGCGCAAGGAUUUCAAAGUUUUCUUUGCCAACGCGACCCCCCAAGCCAUCGAUUUCCUCGAGAAAACUCUCAAUCUGGACCCCGACUUACGGUGAGUCAGCGUAGUGUCGAGGUUUUUGCGCUCGUUUUGUGUUCAAAAAGACGCGGUUUCGAUUCUUUGUGCGGUCCGAUUUCUGUCAAUCAGCGGUUUUUAUGUGCUGAAUGGUUCGUACUCGGACUAGAGCGUAACCUACAGUAAGAACAGUUCUGGAUUGACGGUAAUCCUGGAUUGUAAACUGAUGGGACAUUUUUGUUUCGGAUUUUUUAAAAAUUUUCGCUCUGAAUUUUGGAAAAAUUUUUGGAGUUUUCUUCUUCAUUAUCAUCCUAUGUCUCUUCCAUAUUCUUUUAUCUUUCUUUACAAUUAAUUUUUGCACUCCAAACAAAACUUUAAAUGUAAACCAUUUCCUUUUCCUCCCCUUUCUCUCGCAUUCGUGCCGCAUUCACAACAUUUUCAUUGCCAUUGCUUUCAUACUCCAAACCAAAUUCAUCAUCCAUUCUUUUUGAGAGCCAAGAAUAAUAUCAGCUAUGAAUAACGCCAAUAUAAGCUUGAGAAAAAAUUACGAGAUUAUAAUAUGGAUAUUCAAUUAUUCCACGAGUUUGUUUUUGUCCAAAAAUGUGUGGCGGUUUGUACAAGAUCAAUAGUAAAUAUAAUAAUAUUAUAAUUCGAUGACAUUUUUGAACAAUUUUGGUAAAAUACUGGAGAUUGCGAGUGGAAAUGUUGAAGAAAACAGAGAUCAGGAGACACGGUUGUCUAGAAUAUAGGUUCAUGCUUAGACAUGUACAGGAUAGUAAAACUUUGUGUAAAGUAAUAAAUAAUUGUGAGUUACAACAUAAUACUUUCAGUCCGAAUGCCGAGCAAGCCAUGGAGCAUCCAUACUUCCGCCAGUUUCACGAUCCCAACGAUGAGCCUGUAGCUGAACAGAUCUACUUUGAGAACGAUGGGGAUUAUAAUAUAGAUCAGUGGAGAGAUAUGGUCUGGAAAGAGAUUUUCGAAUUCCAAUCAACCAGAGGGGCAGAGCGACAGCGAAUGGCCAAGGCCUGGUACGAACGACGAGGCACCAUGGCUGAUCAAAUGCCUCCUCAGUUGCCUACGGCACUUACGAGAUAG
Molecule: messenger RNA, 2257 nt
Organism: Bursaphelenchus xylophilus (pine wood nematode)
Lineage: Eukaryota; Metazoa; Nematoda; Chromadorea; Rhabditida; Aphelenchoididae
Source: the annotation of a GenBank genome assembly